UACAUUGCUACGUAUGUGAACCACGACGCGCACGCAGAGAGAACCGACGAAUACUCAAAGCUAAGCGAUUGGCAGUGACAUUCAGUUAUUCGCUGGAACUUGCCGCGAACGGUUCAAUCCCUCGAUUCGUCCAUUCCCCCAAAAGUACCCAAAAAUAAGCGGCUUACUGUUUGUAUACACAACCGAAUGCGUUGGGAUUGGUGCUGUCGACACACACUUGUUGCUGCUCAGCCGAAGGAAUCCGAACAGCAAGCAGCCACUCAGCCGAGAAGAGUGACGCAUCGUAAUCGGCAGCAAAGAUGGAAGCCCAUCCGAUGGACGAGUUUUGCGGUUCCCGAUUUUGGGACCUAAAUCUAACCUGGUAUACGGAGGAUCCGGAUUUGACACCGUGUUUCCAACAGACCGUGCUCGUGUGGGCGCCCUGCGCUUUCCUCUGGGUUUUCUCGCUGAUCGAGCUGUUUUACCUGCGGAACAGUCGUAACCGCAAUGUUCCCUGGAGCGUGUUGAAUAUCACAAAACUAGCUAUCGUUAGCGCGCUAAUUGUGCUAACCAUUGUCGAUCUAAUCAAAGCAAUCUCAACAGACGGUACGGUGGCGCCGGUCUACUUUUACACCCCGGUGAUAAAAAUUGCCACUUUCGCUUAUGUUGCCGGUCUAAUAUAUUUAAACAAGUUCUACGGAAUGCGAACAUCCGGCUUGAUGUUCCUCUUCUGGGGUCUCUUGGUUAUCUGCAGCAUUCCGCGCUGUCGAACGGAGUCUCGUGCCCACCAACUGCGCCAAGAAACUGACUCGUGGGCAGACUAUCAUUUUGUCAGUUUCUUCAUUUUCUUCGCCGGUUCGUGCCUGAUGUUCCUCACGAACUUCCUCAUCGACAAACCGCCCCAGCAAACAAAAUACGAAAUAACAGAUAAGGAUUGUCCUGAACUGUCAGCUACUUUCCCGUCGCGACUGGUUUUCGGGUGGUUCGACAAACUGGCCUGGACAGGAUUCAAAAAACCCCUGGUAAACGAAGAUCUCUGGAAUAUGAAACCAGAGGAUGCUUCUAAAGAAGUGUCUCCUCUAUUCAUGAAAUAUUGGAACGAAACUCUGGAGAAAACGUAUAAAACUCGAGAGGUGCACGACGUAACAAGUACUGCUAGUUUCAAAAAGCAAUCGGCUCGUGUAGAUUUCAAGACGAUCAAGACGAAAAAAAUUGCGUCAAUUCUACCGGCUCUAAUUAAAGCUUUUGGUCCUACAUUUGCUUUUGGAUCAUUUUUGAAACUAGGGCAAGAUGUGUUGACUUUUGCAUCUCCUCAAAUCCUGAGGCUCAUCAUCAAUUUCGUUGGCGGCGAGGAACCCCUGUGGAAAGGCAUUUUCUUUGCACUUUUACUGUUUUUGGUAGCCGGAACGCAAACACUAUUUUUGGCACAAUACUUCAACCGGAUGUUCUUCGUCGGAUUGCGAAUCCGUACGGCGCUGAUCAGUGCCAUCUACCGAAAGGCAUUGAUCAUUUCAAACAGCGCACGAAAAGGUUCGACCGUGGGUGAAAUCGUUAACCUGAUGGCGGUCGAUGCUCAAAGAUUCAUGGAUCUGACCACCUAUAUUAACAUGCUGUGGAGUGCUCCGCUGCAGAUUGGCUUGGCGCUGUUUUUCCUGUGGGAAAUUCUGGGACCGUCCGUGCUAGCUGGACUGGCAGUGAUGAUUAUCCUGAUUCCCGUCAACGGUGUCAUUGCCAAUAAAAUCAAAACGCUGCAAAUUAAGCAAAUGAAGAACAAAGACGAACGUGUCAAACUGAUGAACGAAGUGCUCAGCGGUAUCAAGGUCCUGAAACUAUACGCUUGGGAACCAAGUUUUGAGCAGCAAAUUCUGAAAAUUCGUGACAAGGAAGUCAAAGUUCUCAAGUCGGCUGCUUAUCUGAAUGCUGGAACAUCAUUCAUCUGGUCAUGCGCUCCUUUCCUGGUAUCAUUAGUUACCUUCGCAACCUAUGUCAUGGUGGAUGAGAAUAACGUCCUGAAUGCUACCACAGCUUUCGUCUCACUCGCACUAUUCAACAUCCUUCGGUUUCCGCUCUCGAUGUUACCUAUGCUCAUCUCUAACAUGGUGCAAACCAGCGUUUCUGUGAAACGUAUCAACAAGUUCCUGAACCAAGAAGAACUUGAUCCAGACAACGUUACACACGACGAGAAAGAAUCUUGUCCGCUGGUAAUUGAAGAUGGUGUGUUCUCAUGGGGUGAAGAAGAAACCACCUUGCGUAACAUAAACAUUAAGGUGCAGAAGAAUGAACUGGCGGCUAUCGUGGGUACCGUUGGAUCCGGUAAAAGUUCGGUACUGUCUGCAUUCCUUGGUGAAAUGGACAAAAUUUCCGGACGGGUCAAUACGAUAGGAAAAAUAGCCUACGUCAGUCAGCAGGCCUGGAUCCAGAACGCUACUCUGCAGGAUAAUAUCCUGUUCGGUAAACCGAUGGAUACCAAGUUGUACAAUAAGGUCAUCUCGGCAUGUGCAUUGAAACCCGAUAUUGAAAUGUUGCCUGGUGGCGAUCAGACUGAAAUCGGAGAAAAGGGGAUCAACCUGUCCGGUGGACAGAAACAACGUGUUUCUUUAGCCCGAGCUGUAUAUAGCGAUGCAGAUAUAUACUUCUUGGACGAUCCGUUGAGUGCCGUAGAUUCUCACGUUGGAAAGCACAUAUUCGAACAGGUCAUCGGAGAAAACGGAUUGCUAGCGAAGAAAACUCGCGUACUGGUAACGCAUGGUAUUACUUACUUGCCGAAUACAAAUGUGAUAUACGUCAUGAAGGACGGAGAAAUUUCGGAAUCUGGCUCUUACCAGGAGCUGAUGGAAAAGAAAGGAGCGUUUGCAGACUUCCUGAUUCAACAUCUACAGGAAGUAAACGAAGAAGAGGAGGACAUUGAUGAGAUAAAAGCCCAACUGGAAUCUAACGUUAGCAACGAGGAACUAAAACACAAAUUUGAACGUGCCAUCAGCAAACGAUCACGAAGCGGCAGCACGUCAUCUGGAAAUGAAUCGUUCUCCAGGCAAAACUCUGAAAUAAGUGGAAGCCAAACUAGUUUGAGACGACGAACUCCCGAAAAGAAACUUCCAGAAGAGCCACAGAAGAACAAGUUGAUCGAACAGGAAAAAUCCGAAACGGGAAGCGUGAAAUGGGAAGUCUACAAACAUUAUCUGAAAAGCAUUGGCCUAACGCUUUCAGUGGCUACAGUUUUUCUGAAUAUGAUAUUCCAAGGUUUUUCGAUAGGAUCUAACCUAUGGCUGUCCAGAUGGUCGACAGAUGAAUCAGCCGAAAAUGAUACCAGUGUUAGAGAUAUGUACUUGGGAGUGUAUGGUGCUUUCGGUGCUGGACAAGUGUUUUCGGUGCUUCUGUCCACGUUGGCCCUGUAUGUCGGGGCUUUGAGUGCAUCACGUAUCCUGCAUAAGCAGUUGCUUCAAAGCGUGCUCCGUGCGCCAUUGGCUUCGUUUUUCGACGUUACGCCGCUGGGUCGGGUGUUGAAUCGCUUCAGCAAGGACGUCGACACGACCGACACUGAUCUACCGGCCACACUUCGUGCCUGGAGUGCCUGCUUCUUCGGGGUGGUAGCCACGUUGGUGGUCAUCAGUAUCUCGACGCCAAUUUUUGCCACCGUAAUCCUGCCGAUCGGUAUCCUGUACUAUGCCGUGCAACGCUUCUACGUGGCCACAUCGCGGCAACUGAAGCGUCUGGAAUCGGUGUCCCGUUCGCCAAUCUACUCGCACUUUGGUGAAUCAAUCCAGGGAGCACAAACCAUUCGUGCCUACGGUGUUCAGGAUCGGUUCAUUGUCGAAUCGGAAUCUCGCGUAGACUUCAACCAGGUCUGCUACUUCCCGAGUAUCAUCGCCAAUCGGUGGCUGGCCGUUCGUUUGGAGAUGGUCGGAAAUUUAAUCAUUCUGUUUGCCGCUCUGUUUGCUGUGCUCGGACGAGAAACAAUGAACCCAGGUUUAGUGGGUUUGUCAGUUUCGUAUGCAUUGCAAAUCACUCAAACUUUAAAUUGGUUGGUGCGGAUGACAUCGGAUGUUGAGACGAACAUCGUAGCAGUGGAACGUAUUAAAGAGUAUGGAGAGACGAAGCAAGAAGCCGCGUGGGAACUUCCGAACAGCAACUUGCCACGAGACUGGCCGGAACAGGGCCGUGUAGAGUUCCAAGACUUCCAGGUGCGAUAUCGGGAAGGACUCGAUUUGGUCCUGAAAGGCAUCUCUUUUGCGGUAGACGGCGGUGAGAAAGUUGGAAUCGUCGGUCGCACUGGUGCUGGAAAGUCUAGCUUGACGUUGGCUUUAUUCCGAAUUAUUGAGUCUGCCGGUGGAAAGAUCGUAAUUGAUGGGCAAGACAUUUCUAAGCUCGGUCUGCAUGCCUUGAGAUCUCGAUUGACGAUCAUUCCACAAGAUCCAGUUCUCUUCUCGGGAACGAUGCGAAUUAAUCUGGAUCCUUUCAAUGUGCAUAGCGAUGAAGAUAUCUGGAAAGCAUUGGAACAUGCUCAUCUGAAAUCUUUCGUGAAAGGUCUAACGGCUGGUAUCAAUCACGAGGUCAGUGAAGGCGGAGAAAAUCUGUCCGUUGGCCAGCGGCAGUUGAUUUGCCUGGCGCGAGCAUUGCUGCGGAAAACUAAAGUACUUAUUCUGGACGAAGCUACUGCUGCUGUUGAUCUGGAAACUGAUGAUCUAAUUCAGAGAACCAUUCGCACCGAAUUCAAGGACUGUACGGUGCUGACGAUAGCCCAUCGUCUCAACACUAUUAUGGAUUAUGAUAAAGUGAUCAUUCUAGAUAAGGGUCAAAUCUCUGAGUUCGCUUCACCAAGUGAACUCCUUCAGAACAAAUCGUCGGCUUUCUAUAGCAUGGCCAAGGAUGCUGGAUUAGUGUAAUUAUCUGUUUUAUCGUUUUGUCUGUCUGUGACAAUUUUUCUUGAACAAUAGUUUAGGACAAAUAUUUAAACUAACAUCUUCAGAGUGACGUUUUUGUUAUCGUUCAUUUCCGGCUACUAAUGAUUUCUCGUCACACUUAUUAACCGUGAUUCGUUUGAGCAUUUAUUUCAUUCCUGUUGAGGGUUUCAACAUCAUAAACGUACUUAUCAAGCGGGUAGAAUUUACAGUAUUCAGAAACAUUAGAACGAAUCUAUCAAAUUGGCUGCAACUUCGAAACAUCAUACUUAAUUUCACAUCUAGUACACUUAGUUUUAUGCAUGAUAUUUUACGAUGUAAUACUUAAAAAGUGAUACUUACCGUUACGUGCAACCAACAUCUCAAUGCCAAAACGCGCCAUCCGUAUAUAGGACUUCACUAGGUACCACUAAAACGUAGAACAACACUCUUUCAGUGGAAUCGUUCUGUUGAUUAGUAAGAAGUUUCCAAAUGUGUUCAGUACAGUACACAACAUUCGAGAUAUAUACAAUAGUGUAAUAAGUAACUUUUACAAUAUCCCUUUCUACUCCACUAGCAGAAGAAGGUUAAGAAUGAACAAAGAAGUAACUUAAACAUUCAAGACGAAGCUAUUUUGGUUUGGCUACGAGUUUACGUUCAGCAGCAAGAAAAAAAACUUGCACACUUUCUCAGGAUACUCCACUACACACGGCUACUUGUGGCAGAGUUGGUUUGCCUUGGUCCGUCAGAAUUGUACGGAAUCCACCGGAAUUCGUGCGGUUCGGCGAGCAAUACGGAACAAGUUACUAAGUACAGUGUCUCGUGCUUUGUGUUUGAUUUUAAAGUGCCUUUGUCGAAGCAUUACUAUUAUGUACGUUAAUAUAGAGAAAAUAACUGUCGCGUAACAGGUUUAUACUUAACAUAUAUUUGUUUGAUGGCAAAUAAUUGUGUCUCUAUUGGAUAGAAAUAAAGAAUCUUUUUUGCAAAAUAA
Aedes aegypti (yellow fever mosquito) is the source of this 5847-nucleotide messenger RNA. It is a transcript of the gene MRP, whose product is annotated as multidrug resistance-associated protein 1. The coding region runs from base 300 to 4862 and encodes 1520 amino acids. Gene Ontology annotation, cellular component: membrane. NCBI's taxonomy places the organism in Eukaryota, Metazoa, Arthropoda, Insecta, Diptera, Culicidae. Gene Ontology annotation, molecular function: ATP binding; ATP hydrolysis activity; ABC-type transporter activity. Gene Ontology annotation, biological process: transmembrane transport. The record is from RefSeq and is a predicted model, not a curated record. The transcript is spliced from 14 exons.